This is a messenger RNA of Paraglomus occultum, 2079 nucleotides long. NCBI's taxonomy places the organism in Eukaryota, Fungi, Glomeromycota, Glomeromycetes, Paraglomerales, Paraglomeraceae. The record is from the annotation of a GenBank genome assembly.
AUGUCUGACCAAGAGUAUACUAUUCCUCUCUGUGGAUACGCCUUCGUAGAGCGUUCAACUCAUGCUAUUUACGUAUUGUUAUGGUUUAUCUUUCAUGCCUUCAUGUGCGAUAAUUUGAGCGCUUUGAAGCCCAGUCGACUCUUUGCGCUUGAUCUCAAGUCAAUAAUGACAGCAUUAAUAAUUCUUUUAUUAUUAUCGAGUACAGUAUACAACACCUUUCUCACAAAAAUAGUAUACGAAGAAGGAUUCAUCGUCGCUGACAAGAUAAGGCUCAAGACGCCCGAUGAAUGGUCUACUGAACAUCAACGGUGGCUAGCUCCACUUGAUUAUAUUCUUAUGGUAAACUUUGGUAUACAAACCUGUGUAUUUUAUCUUCUCCAAUGCUUCUGGGAUUACACAUCACAAGCGAUUAGCCACGAACCCAUAAUAUCAUCAAUGGAAUAUCGAGGCUAUGUCGUCUGGUCAACAACUUCUGCUUUUGCUUUCGCCAUUAUCCGACUUGUCCUGCACAAUGACGAACAUCUUCGAGACGUAAUACCGUUAACAGUAUUUUCAAUACAAGUUCUUGGUGCCGCCAUUCUCCAAAUACAAAUCUACUACCGAUUCAAGAAACUUAUCAAAGUCUCAAACAGAAGCAAAAAUUCCACCUUUAUAAUAGCCAAAGCGCGAUACUUUGUAGAUUUGAUCAAGAUACUUAUUGCUUCGCUGCUCAUAAGUAGUAUCAGCAUGCUAGUGCUUUGUAUUGAUUCGCUUAUUAAAGAACCAAUAAUGAGGCAGAGCGACUUUGCAGUAGAAGUAUUGAUUGCCCACUAUAGUUUUGCUCAAUUGAUUUCAUGGAUUGUGUUGGUUUUGAUAGUUUAUCCAAGGAAGGGAUUCGUUGGCCCAGGAGGAAAUCCAGAGCACUUGAGUUCAGUCCAGACGGAUAGCUUCCAAGACGUUGGAAAAUUCAUGUCGGCGUCUGCAACGCAAGGGUCAGGGGCUGGAUUGCCUCGUCAAUCGUUGUCCAUCUCUCCUGAUGCUUACAAAGCACGCCAUUCCGUAUCCCCUGAUGGAUCAAGACAGCCGCAAACUCCUGCUAACGUCAUUCCUCUUUCCGGAAAUCCGCUUCGGCGUAAUAUCUCAGUAUCAAAAGAUGGAAGAACAGUGUACGCAGAGACCAAGACAUUGGGGAAAGUUAACGGCUCGGAAUUUGUCGCUGUCGAAAAGGCAGAUCCGAGUCUUCUUGCGAGUUAUUAUCUUACAAAUGAUGAUACGGGACAUGCAGAUAGAAUACAAGGAGAGUCAAUGCCCGUGAAUGGGUUAUCAAACGCAAAUACUACAGUGGCGCAGCAAACGAAAACUGUGCUAUCACAGCCAAUACAACCUUUUCACAAACUUCAAAUGCAAAUAAAUGCUCAGCAGGGACAACAACAUCCAACAACGGUGCAAGGAUCAAAGAGCAGCAUCGUCAAUAAUAGUUCCAAUAGUUCCACAAAUCCGCCCGAGCAACCGCCACCGAUAAUACCACCAGCCCAAUUUUUUCUUCGCUCUCUCCAGUUUCCCUCCCAAACAGCUUCUCCAAAGCGAACUUCUAUACAAUUGACGGCCGCGCGCAAUUCGGUACAAAUGAGCGAAUAUAGGCGGGGGUCAUCUGAUAGUACGACACCGUCUACAAGGACAAUGACAACAACUCGGACGGUAACGCCCGAUACACCGAGCGAAAGAUCACCGAUUAGAAUUUUUGCUAAUACGGUCACAACCACUACUGUCGUAAAUGCAAAUGAUGAAGAAGAGGAUGAUGGAAUAGGGAGACGAAAUUUAAUAAGAGACAUCGAUAACCUUGAAAAUGACUUUGAUACAGAUACAGAACGAUAUCCCACACCGGGUGGUGAACCGGAUGAAUACAGUAGUGGCGAGGAAAUAAUUAGUGAAGCUAAUAGCAGUGACACGGAAACUGGUGGAAGGAGUAUGAGGAAAAUUAAUCUCGAGUCUGCGCUUGCUGGAACUGGACUUGAUGUUAUUAGAGAUAAGGACAGUGCCAGAGAUAGUGUUGGACAAGUCAGUGAGACAGAGAGUGAAUUGUAUUGGCAUGCUAUGUGA